AACGCAAUCCGACACUGACGGGGAUUAACCUCCCUCCGUAUCGGCAAACAAAUCGAGUGCGCCGCUUUCAGGUAUUCUCGUGGCAUAGAUACAUACCAUGGCAUACGCCUCGCGACAUCAGGCCAACGCGCUAGGCCUUACCGACGACGAGAUAAAGUCCAUCGAGCAGACGCGUCAACGGCUUUAUCAACUAUCCAACAGUAUCCAGAGCUUCAAGGCCGACAUCGCCAAGAGCAAUCCACUACCUCCCCAAUCCUCACUCCAAGCACAGUACCAUAUUCUCCUCCGCAAUCUCCAAUCCCUACUCGACGUGCUAACCGAGAACGCCGUUCCCUUCGCACAUACUUCGAUCCAUCCGGCCGUCAACUUCCCCGGUCGCACGCAAGAGAACGUCCUCCUCACGCUGCUGCGCAAGAAGCGCGAGCCGGAAGUCGAGGAACACGUGGAGCGUGGCUUGGAGAAGACGCGCGAAGUGCGUGCUUCCGGCGCGGCGCCCGGCGAAGGGGACGGCGUGCAGAGGCUCGAGGCCGUGUGGGACGAAAUACGAGAGUGGACGCAGGGGCGGGUACAGAAAUACGUGCUCGAGCAGGCGGGAGACGUCUAUACUCGGAAGGAAAGGGAGGACGGGAUCGAGAAAGUGCGGACGGGUCUGAAGAGGCCCUUGGAGGAGCCGGAGGAGAGCGAGGAAGAGGAGGACGAGGAAGGGGAAGGCGAAGGCGAAGAGCAGCCCGACGGCGAUAUCGUGAUGGGCGAUGGUCAGGGACAGCCGCGGCAACAGCCACAACAGCCACAACAACAGCUACCGGAGCCGGAGGUGUUCUUCUGGUUUGCUGCGCGCGGCGAAUUUACGCUCCCUCCCAAUAUUGAGUUGGAGAAGGAUGCUGCGAAGAGGACGCGGCUCGCAGUGGCGGGCGGGAUGCCUCGUAUGUGAAGUUGGCUUGGCGUUCAAUAUUUUCACUUCAGCCCUAGCCGGGAGGGCAGUUAUGCCAAGGGCUUGCCAUUACAACGUAUCCGUUUGAUGGAUUGGAGGUUACUGUGCUGAGACAUG
Molecule: messenger RNA, 1048 nt
Organism: Sodiomyces alkalinus F11
Lineage: Eukaryota; Fungi; Ascomycota; Sordariomycetes; Glomerellales; Plectosphaerellaceae
Exons: 2
Coding region: 98-931 (277 amino acids)
Biological process (GO): regulation of transcription by RNA polymerase II
Cellular component (GO): mediator complex; core mediator complex
Molecular function (GO): transcription coregulator activity; RNA polymerase II cis-regulatory region sequence-specific DNA binding
Source: RefSeq, a predicted model, not a curated record